UUUCAGCAUAAGCAUACAUGCAUUUGUUAUUGGUCCUUGCCACAAUCGUGGGCCUGGGAAUGGCCUUUCAGUGCUCUCCGGACACUAUUUUGCGCAUGGCCACAGACAAAAGGUUGAAGCAGCUGGAAAGGGACUGUCACUUGGCUAAAAUUGGAGAAGCCGAGUGCGAGAAUAAAAAGAAGGUGGAAACUGCUUGGAAGGACUUCACAAAACUGUCUGAUCAGUACAGAAACGCCGUCAGGCAGUGUCGAGAAACUGCAGCGAGAUCACAAGGAAGUCAUCGACAUCAUCGGAAACGCCAUACAUUGCAUAGAGAAGUGAAAGAGGCAAGCGUAAUUGAGCAGGCUUUACCGGAAAGCGAACAAUUUGAUCGAUCCCAUCCGAUACGAACGAAAAGACAAACGUGCAAGACAAAAGCAUCUGAAGAUCUGAACCACUUGAGACAGGACUUCAUUACGCAUUGCGAUCGAGAAAACAUAUGUUUACCCGAUGAGGAUCUGCCUGCUGGACCGCAGCGUGAUCGCUUCAAGGAGCUUCACUCUUCAAGAGCCAAAAAAUAUUCAGCGUAUUUGACACAACUUUCUCUGUGUUACGGUCGGCUUACUUAAUCUGAGCAAAAAUUUUUAUUUGUCUGCAGGCGGUAUGUCGCUUUACAAUUUCCUAUGAUAUGUUUUAUUGUUAGCUUUAUUAGUGUUGUUCAGAUAUGACAAUAAAUAAUGAG
This is a messenger RNA of Cylicocyclus nassatus, 721 nucleotides long. Lineage: Eukaryota; Metazoa; Nematoda; Chromadorea; Rhabditida; Strongylidae. The record is from the annotation of a GenBank genome assembly.